Prorocentrum cordatum is the source of this 2164-nucleotide messenger RNA. Lineage: Eukaryota; Dinophyceae; Prorocentrales; Prorocentraceae. The record is from the annotation of a GenBank genome assembly.
GUUCGGUCGUGUCUACAACUGCUGCUGUUAUGGUUUCCAGUUAUGCGGGUGGUGAAUCAAGAUGUAUAGGUCAGAAGCUGAGUCUGAGAGAUGCUAUACAUCUCCGCUUACUUUCUGCCCGUAGCCAUUCUGGCUCAAGCGAUCCCAGCCGUACUGGCACGAUCUGGCUUGCUUCAGGGGCACAUCUAGGCGCGGGCCACGAGUAUCAGAAUGAGCGAGUUCUCCAUGCUUGGCAUGGCAGUCUACACUGCGGGAAACAUGAUCGGCACUGGCACCCACCAGACGCUGAUCAAGCUCGCGGGAGACGGCUGCGACAACGCGCUCUGGGCGAACUUCCUCCUCGCCGGGCUCCUCGCGAGCCUGUCCGCGGUGCCGCUGCUGCACCUCUACGAGCAGUUUCCCACGAGUGACUGCCUGCACCGGGCCGCCAGCGCGGGCCUCGGUGGCUUCUGGGGUCCGCUCGUGUCCUUCGUCAAUGGCCAGCUCAUCACGAUCGAGCUCAUCUUCGCGGUGACCAUGCAGACCUCGUUCUUCGGCGACUGUGUCUCGGACCUCCUCGCGGCGGACCCGGCUGGAACCACGCCGGUCGUGGUGUGCCUGGUCUUGCUCGUUGUCCUCUUCUCCGUGUACCGCAUCAGCGGGGCGCUGUUUACGGCCAACGUUGCUUGGACCCUGGGCGUCGUCGAGCUCAUUACGGUGGGCCUGCUGGUUCUCAGUGGGCCUCUCCGACUGCUGGCAGGAGGGUCGUUGCGCCCCACCGUGGCCCUGCUGGACUGGUCCAGGACGCAGCCCGCAGGCUUCCUGUCGGGCAUCCACGUGGCGAUUUUCGCCUACGGGGGGUUUCCUGGCAUGCUCCAGGAGGGCGGCCUCGUGAAGGAUCCGCGCAGGAACUUGCCCUUGGGGAUCCUCACCGCGUGCGUGAUGACCACGUGCGUCUACUCGCUCAUGUCCGCGUCGGUCUUGCUCGUCGUGGAACCAGGGGCCAUCGCCAGGUUCACGAAUGGUUUCGACGCUCUUCGAGGCACGUUGCCUGAUCGUGCGAUUGGCAUGAUAUCUUGCACGGUUCUCUCGUCGGUCGCCAAUAACAUAAUGGAGAACACACUUGUCGUCAUUGAGAACGUGCACCAGAUGACCACGGUAAAGGAUGGUUGCAGAAAGCUAGUCCCUGCCGGCGUUGGCUUCUGCAGUCCGGACGUGCUCGUCUACGGGGCGAUCGCCAUUUUGACAGCGCUCAAGAAACGCAUCGGGCUCGGCGCGCUCCUUGGGGAUGCGGUUGACUUCGCUCUUAUUUUGCAGUUCGCCAUCUUCGCCGUGCUGUCCAUUGUCAACAUCGAUGGUCAGCAGCCCCUCAAUCGCCGAUCCAUCGUCCCAGUAUUGUCGCUCGCAGCCAACGGUCUCGUGGGCGCUUGGCACUUGUACAAUGCCAGCGCCACGCCCAUGGUUAUUCUGAUGUGCUUGGUGUUCCUUCCGCUCUCGUUCUCUUGCAAGGGCACCUUCGUCAAGAUGGAACGCAAAACCAAGUGAAGUCGUGUGUUGGAGAAGAGAGAGAGAGAGAGAGAGAACCAUUACACACAAGUUGUGGAGGACAUUCUGUAUAAUAUGUUUUACGUACGUAUUGUGAACUCCCUGUCGUACUUGUCCUGGGAGGGGCGACAACAAUUAGACUGUGGACUGGUAGCGCACGACGCUCACAUUUGUCCUCGCCGUUUUUUUUGUUUGUUUUGCCGUUCCGAGCUUCACACAGAUUGUUGAUAUGGGGUACGGCCGACAUGUUCGGUGUGGCAAGGCGACGGGCUUCUGGUCUGCAAGGUGCCGCUAUGUGCGGUCGUGCUUUUAUAGCUGUUAGCCAGCUGGCUAUACAGGACGCCGGCAGGUACGGUCGAGAGUUGCAAGCUCGUUGCUUGAUUAGUUGGGCUGCUUGAUCCAAUGUGAGCGUGUCAUUGGAAAACAGUCUCCGCUUACUGUCUGAAUCAUUGGUUAUGGUAUUUGCGUGGUCUGUGAAGCGCAAAGGAAUGCGAGGAUGGAUCCGCUUGCGUUCGGCAGACUCGAAUGCCUUGCGCACGGUGCGGAUUCCAGAUGAGCAUUCUUACUACAUGCAAGGUAGAUGCGGACAGCUGUGCUUCUUAUCCCUCGAGCCGGAGGCUUUUCAACCGAAGCUGGUGCG